CAUUUACCGGAAGGGUCGGUGUUUACAGAGCAGCUUUCGCUACAUGUUGGGUAUACGUUAGAGUCGCACGAAACUGCGAGCAAAUUAAUCAGUGACUGUGACACAUUUUUAUAUAUUUUUUGAUAUACUGGUUGCAUGUAUGGCACACUCCAGUGAAUAUGAUUGUUAGGGGGCGGGGAAGCUAUCGGGACGCAUAACAAUGACAAACUGGCUAACGUAGCUCUGAGGUUAGCCAGCUAGGCGACUAACAGCACCUGCUAACUUCUCACAAACCCGUUCAUCCAGUGCAGUGAAACAGGUAUCAGUACGUCAGCGUUGGCACUCUCGUUGCCACAUAUCACGUUUGACUCGCUUGGCUUAUGUCCCCGUGUCCCCACAUUGACCUGCUGGUCCAGGGAGGAGCGCGGCCAUGGGAGCGGAGAGCAGCGCUGUGCGGGGCUUUACCCUGGAGGAGCCCCUCCUGACACUACCCUCUGGGCUCACCAUGUACUCGGCGGUGCUUCAGGAUGGAAAGCCUGCCUCUGUAUUUGUCCACAAGCGGGGCAAUGAAGACAAAGUCAACAAAGCUGCUAAGCACCUGAAGACACUGAGGCAUCCGUGUCUGCUGCGCUUCCUCUCAUGCUCAGUGCAGGAUGGCGGCAUCCACCUGGUAACAGAACAUGUGCAGCCCCUGGAGCUGCUGCUGGAGAAUAUGUCCCCAGAGGAAAUCUGUGCAGGCAUCUAUGACCUUCUGCAGGCACUUGUGUUUCUGCAUGAGAGGGGGAAAUCCACCCACAACAACGUCUGUAUUUCAUCUGUAUUUGUCAGUGAAGAUGGUCAUUGGAAACUGGGAGGGAUGGACACUGUCUGCAAGUUCUCUGAAGCAACUCCUGAGUUUCUCACAAGCAUUAAGAAUGCAAGAGAGGCCAGCUGUGUUCCUCCUGAAGAGCAGGGUGAGGACUUCAAAAUCCUUCCGGAUAAACAUGCUCACUCUCGGGAUUGUUAUUCUUUUGGAAUGAUGGUGGAAGCCUUUAUUCCUCUCCUGAAUGGCUAUGUGUCGCAGGAGCGGUCGGACAGCUUGACAAAGACCCUGCAGGCAGGCCUGCUGAACUCCGACCCCUUAUCUCGACCUCCACUCAGCUCUUUACUGACUCACGACUUUUUCAGGAAUGACUUUUUGGAAGUGAUGAAUUUUCUGAAAAGCCUGACCCUGAAAACAGAAGAGGAAAAGAAUGAAUUCUUUAAGUUUCUUCUGGACCGGGUCCAGAGCCUCCCUGAAGAGCUGAUAGCUGCACGUCUUGUCCCCAAACUCCUCAACUCUCUUGUAUUUGCAGAACCCAUGGCAGUCAAAAGCUUCCUGCCUCAUCUUCUAAGGCCAAAGAAGGAUCCCAGUGGUGGUGGUAACAGUGAAGACUGCCUGCUGUCUGUGUCCCUUUACCGUAAACACGUGAUUCCUCAGCUACUGAAACUAUACAAAGUAAACGAGGAACAUGUCCGGAUUGUGCUGCUGGCUCACAUUCACAUCUACUCUGAGUUCUUCUCCCAUGAAGAACUCAAGAACCAGAUCCUACCUCAGGUUUUGCUGGGAAUGAGAGACACAAAUGAUUCUCUGGUUGCCUUGACGCUGCAGAGUCUGGCGGUGUUGGUGCCCCUGUUGGGGGCUCAAGUGGUCGUUGGUGGAGAGCGAACCAAGGUCUUUAAACGCACCACACCCAACUUCACCAAGUCUACAGAGGUCACCCCUGAAACUUCACCUGUACAUAUAAUUGGAGGUUCCCACCCUCAGAUGGCCCAGCCUUCCAAAGUAUUGACCUUGUUCCCCAAAGGUUCAGGGACUGAUGGCUUGGUCCUCGGUCAUACGACUAGUUUUGUAGGUACAAGGGAGACCCCAAGGGAUACCACGCCAAUAUCAGGUGUAAAUAGACAGAAGAUGAUUCUACCUUUGAAUGGCUUUGGUCAGGACAGUGAGAUGGAGCCACUAUCCUACAGCCCAGAGAAGGCUGAAAGACUGAGAGGCGCAGUGGAAGACUGGCCUGACUGGAGUGACCCUGAGGAGAGCGAGAGUAAAGAUGGACAGCCAGUCCAGAUCAACAUUCAGUCCUCAGUGAGAGCAGAUCCAGUCAGCAGCGGACUCACACAUCGCAACACAGCAGAAGAGCCGUGGGAUGACUUUGAGGAAACUGAACCUACCUCAGACCUCUCCCCUACAGCUCCUUUAUCAGACCCAGUCGUACUUCCACCGCCACAAGGGGGCACUCCAACUACACCUGCACAACACGCGCCUGAAGCACUGAGGCUGCCUUCUUCUAAACCACUUAAAUUGACCUCAGUGAUACGACAAUCAACACAGGACAAGACCACUUCCUCGUGGGAUAAUGGCUGGGCUAAAGAGGAGAGAGACUCUGAAAAAUCCCCCAGUCCAUUAAAACUUAAGCCCAAACCCACAGUGCCACAAAAAAUCGGUGAAAAAGGGAGCCUGGGGGAGGAGUUCACCAUCAAGGUGAAGAAAAAGGUAGAGGAAGACCCAGAGCUGGAUUUAUUUGCAGACAUGGUGCCAGACAUCAAGUUGUCCUCUCCAGCUCUGCUGCUACUAGAAGAGAGUAAUGUUGGACAGUCUCCAGCCUCUCCAGAAGACACUAACUCUCAGCAGGUUGACCCAUCCAUUGACACUUUAACGCUUACUGCCAAGUUUGCAGCGUACAACUUGAUGGAGACUGAAACGGAUGGCUGGGGAGAUGGAGAGGACCUGAACUGGGAGGACGAAAAUGUCUGGUGAUGACAAUUAAUCACCGGAGAACUUAAAUCCAUGCACCACAUCUGCCAGGUCACAACAGAGCAGUAAACUGGAAGUAGCUUUUCCAUGUAACAUGAUGCAGUAAGAAUACAAAUGCCGAGGACGGGCUUUUAUGGACUUUUUCUAUUCUGUUGAUUUCCUGACAUUUAUUAUCAGUAUGUUCAUUAUGAGAACUUGGGUUUGAACUGGAAGGAUUGAGUGCAUAUCAUAUGUACUAGAGUUGGACAAAAGAUGCCAUUCAUAAUUAUUUGCCAAUUGAUAUUAGUCAGUUUAAGAUGGCAGAGGUUCUCAAUCACAGGUGAAUGUGAUUGAAUGUGAAUCUGGUUUUCAUUUUCCCUUCUUUUAUUAUUAUUUUUUUUUAAUUGUGCCAACAUCUGGACUGGCAGUGACAUAGAUGAGGUUUUACAACAGAUAAAGGUUUUGGCAACACACGAGUCAGGUUUGAUUAACAGAAGGCUUGCACUUUGAAUGAAUGUGAACUAGGAAUUACAUAAUUUAUUAGUAGCUUUUUGGUUGCUGGUGAAAUAAACAUUUUACAGUAGCAAAUAUGUCACUUUUCUGUUUUACAGCCUAAGAUUUUCUCUACUGUUCUCAAAAGAAACUUGGUGAAGGAAAUAAAGAAAAAAAUGUUUGGUA
Molecule: messenger RNA, 3409 nt
Organism: Mugil cephalus (flathead mullet)
Lineage: Eukaryota; Metazoa; Chordata; Actinopteri; Mugiliformes; Mugilidae
Gene: scyl3
Product: SCY1-like, kinase-like 3
Exons: 13
Coding region: 410-2755 (781 amino acids)
Biological process (GO): protein phosphorylation
Molecular function (GO): protein kinase activity; ATP binding
Source: RefSeq, a predicted model, not a curated record